Colletotrichum truncatum is the source of this 882-nucleotide messenger RNA. RefSeq lists its product as uncharacterized. The record is from RefSeq and is a predicted model, not a curated record. NCBI's taxonomy places the organism in Eukaryota, Fungi, Ascomycota, Sordariomycetes, Glomerellales, Glomerellaceae.
AUGGCUACCCUUCCGCUUGAGGCUUGGAUACCCGAGGAUGAUUGGAGGCAGACCCAGAGUGCAGCAGAAAGGAGGAAGCUGCAGAAUCGCCUCAAUCAGCGAGUCCAUCGAAAACGAAAGCAUUUACAACGCUGCGCGGCGAAUGGCAGCAAUAGUGAUAACCGGGAGGUCGGGAUAGGUCCUGCGGAGCCGCCGAAGUCCCUCUUGAAGAACGACCGGUCCCUGAUUCGUCGACUGGAUCACCCGCAAUUGCCAGCCAACCUCCACAAUCUUCCCAUCCUAGUCAAACUGAGGAAGCACCCGCUAUACGGACGUAUCGCAUACUUCCUGUUCCAGGCCUACGUCGACUGGUCCCUCGGCCACCCUCAGCCCUGCACCCUGCCGGGACUCACGCGGCUGAAUGCUAUGGAUGCCCUUUUGAGGAACGCCUUUGUUCUCCAGAUUCCAGUAGAGUACUUGGAGAGCGAUGACUACGACUCUCUCUUUAACAGUUCAGAUCCGUCAUGCCCGAGCCUGCCGCAGGCAAUGCCGUCCGAUCUCUCUCCCACAGCGCUCCAGAAGGCGGUAACACACCAUUCUUGGCUGGAUGUCUUUCCAUUCCCAAGACUGCGAGAUAAUAUUCUGCAAGGCAUCUCAUCUGGCGAGCUGGACGAGGAGCAGAUGAGUGUAGAACUAUGCUGCGACCUGCUGGACUUGGAGGCCACCUCGACAUCAGGGCUCAUGAUAUGGGGUGAAGCAUGGGAAGCAAGUAGUUGGGAAUUCAGUCCCGAAUUUUUCAAGAGAUGGGGCCCGCUGUUAAAGGGGUGUUCACAGAUGCUGGAGGCAACCAACUACUGGCGGGAAAAGCGCGGUGAGAUGCGGAUCGGAUUUGUCCUAAAUUGA